This is a messenger RNA of Aspergillus tanneri, 639 nucleotides long. Its product is annotated as PQ-loop repeat-containing protein. Gene Ontology annotation, cellular component: endosome; trans-Golgi network. Bases 1 to 639 code for a protein of 212 amino acids. The transcript has 3 exons. Lineage: Eukaryota; Fungi; Ascomycota; Eurotiomycetes; Eurotiales; Aspergillaceae. Gene Ontology annotation, biological process: phospholipid translocation; retrograde transport, endosome to Golgi. The record is from RefSeq and is a predicted model, not a curated record.
AUGUUGAUCGCAUCGAUCUUGAAGGUCUUCUACUGGUUUGGCGACUACUACUCGCUUGCACUGUUGGUGCAAGCCAUCAUCAUGAUCGGGGUGCAGAUGGUAUUGCUGAAAGUCGCACUGGAUAACCGGCCAUCCCCGGGCGCGAGGGAUGGGGUCGAGCAUGUACCUUUCAGCAGCGAAAAUAGUGACGGGUUCUCGAGGCCGUACGGUUUCUGGCAGUGGAAAAGUGCAAAGCCAUACUGGUUGUUUUUGGCGUAUUUCCUUGGGGCAUUAUCCUUUAUCCAGUUAUUUCUGGCCCCCAUCUCCCGGUCGGAGUUGUACAUCAGCUCGCUUGGAUAUACUGGCCUGGCCGUGGAGGCCACACUGCCCUUGCCGCAAAUUGUGGCGAACCAUCGGGCGCGAGCCUGCAAAGGAUUCCGGCUUUCGGUGCUUGCGGCGUGGAUUCUCGGAGACAUGAUGAAGCUGGGCUAUUUCUUCUUUAGCCAGGAGGUGAUUCCGUGGGCGUUCCGCCUGUGCGCCAUGUUCCAGUGCGUGUGUGACUGCUACCUCGGGGUGCAAUUUUGGAUGUAUGCCCGAUCCUCCUUCCAGACUGCAGGCAGCUCGAUGGAGCUCGGAGAGAAGGAUCUCCGGAUGACUUGA